Messenger RNA from Otolemur garnettii (small-eared galago), 432 nucleotides. RefSeq names its product solute carrier family 39 member 2 (gene SLC39A2). The annotation marks the transcript as partial. NCBI's taxonomy places the organism in Eukaryota, Metazoa, Chordata, Mammalia, Primates, Galagidae. Gene Ontology annotation, molecular function: zinc ion transmembrane transporter activity. Gene Ontology annotation, cellular component: plasma membrane. The record is from RefSeq and is a predicted model, not a curated record. Gene Ontology annotation, biological process: zinc ion transmembrane transport. The transcript has 3 exons.
UCACCGCCGCAUCCUCAGCUUCCUGGGCUGCACUUCUGCUGGUGUGUUCCUGGGAGCAGGACUCAUGCACAUGACUGCUGAAGCUCUGGAGGAAAUUGAAACACAGUUCCAGAAGUUCAUGGUGCAGAACAGGACAAAAAGUGAGGGAAAUUCUUCUGAGGAUGCUCAUUCAGCUCGUAUGGAAUAUCCCUAUGGAGAGCUCAUCAUCUCCCUGGGCUUCUUCUUCGUCUUCUUUUUGGAGUCGCUGGCACUGCAGUGCUGUCCUGGGGCUGCGAGAGGAUCAACAGUGCAGGAGAAGGAGUGCGGUGGGGCUCAUGACUUUGAACUCCACAGCCAUGGACCUCUCCCCUCAUCUUCACAGAGUCCCCUCCGAGCAUUCGUGCUCUUGCUGUCACUCUCCUUUCACUCAGUGUUUGAGGGUCUCGCUGUGGG